Molecule: messenger RNA, 2991 nt
Organism: Colletotrichum karsti
Lineage: Eukaryota; Fungi; Ascomycota; Sordariomycetes; Glomerellales; Glomerellaceae
Product: calcium-translocating P-type ATPase
Exons: 4
Coding region: 1-2991 (996 amino acids)
Biological process (GO): calcium ion transmembrane transport; intracellular calcium ion homeostasis
Cellular component (GO): membrane
Molecular function (GO): P-type calcium transporter activity; ATP binding; ATP hydrolysis activity
Source: RefSeq, a predicted model, not a curated record
AUGGAGAGCGCUUUCGCCUCGCCCACCGACAAGGUCCUCUCUACCCUGGGAGUGAACCCCAACACCGGUCUUAGUGACGAGCAAGUCAUUGCUUCGAGAACGAAGCACGGCAAGAAUGUCAUCCCCGAAGAACCCCCCACGCCCAUCUGGGAGCUUAUCCUCGAGCAGUUCAAGGACCAGCUCGUGAUAAUUCUUCUCGGCUCAGCCGCCGUGUCCUUUGUGCUCGCUCUGUUCGACCAGGAGGAAGGCUGGAGCGCCUUCGUCGACCCAGCAGUGAUCCUGACCAUUCUGAUCCUCAACGCCGUCGUUGGCGUCUCACAAGAGAGCAGCGCCGAGAAAGCCAUCGCCGCCCUUCAGGAGUACUCCGCCAACGAGGCCAACGUCAUUCGCAAUGGCCAAGUCUCACGCGUCAAGGCCGAGGAUCUCGUCCCCGGCGACAUCGUUUCCGUCCACAUUGGUGACCGCAUUCCUGCCGACUGCAGACUCGUCGCUAUCGAAAGCAACAGCUUCGCCGUCGAUCAGGCUAUUCUGACUGGAGAGAGUGAGAGUGUUGGCAAGGACCACACCUUCGUCGUCAAGGAUGAGAAGGCUGUCUUGCAGGACCAGGUCAACAUGCUGUUCUCCGGAACAACUGUUGUCACUGGUCGUGCUAAGGCUGUCGUCGUCUUGACCGGAUCUCAGACUGCCAUUGGUGACAUUCACGAGAGCAUCACUGCUCAGAUCUCCGAGCCCACUCCUCUCAAGCAGAAGCUGAACGACUUCGGCGACAGCCUCGCCAAGGUCAUCACGGUCAUUUGCAUCCUGGUCUGGCUUAUCAACAUCCCGCACUUCAGCGACCCCAGCCACGGAAGCUUCACCAAGGGCGCUAUCUACUACCUCAAGAUCGCUGUUUCUCUUGGUGUUGCUGCUAUUCCCGAAGGUCUUGCUGUCGUCAUCACCACCUGCUUGGCUCUUGGUACUCGCAAGAUGGCUGCAAAGAACGCCGUUGUCAGAAGUCUGCCGUCAGUUGAGACAUUGGGAAGCUGCAGUGUUAUCUGCUCCGACAAGACCGGCACCCUUACUACCAACCAGAUGAGUGUGAGCAAGGUUGUCUACCUCAACGAGGCUGGCAACGACCUGGUCGAGCUUGAUGUUGAGGGUACGACUUUUGCGCCCAAGGGUGCCAUUAGUUUCAACGGCGAGCAGGUCAACGAUCUCACUCGUUCGUCUGCUACUAUUCGCCAGAUGACCGAGGUCGCGGCCGUCUGCAACGACUCCAAGCUCGCAUAUGACGCCAGAAGCGGUUCCUACUCCAACAUCGGCGAGCCUACCGAAGGCGCUCUUCGGGUUCUGGUUGAGAAGAUCGGACCCUGUGCGCCCUCGAACAGCAACCCCGAAGAAUGUGUCCACUACGCCAGCUCCAAGUACGAGAAGGAUCUCCCGCGCCUGGCCACCUACGAGUUCUCGAGAGAUCGCAAGAGCAUGUCCGUCCUGGUCCAAAACGGUUCUGAUAAGAAGCUUCUUGUCAAGGGCGCCCCUGAGUCCAUCAUUGAGAGGUGCACGCAUGCUCUGGUUGGCGCGAACGGAAAGCGUCAGCCCCUGGACCGCAAGCUUUCAGAUCUGAUCUCUAAGGAGGUUGUGGAUUAUGGUAACCGCGGCCUCCGCGUCAUUGCCCUCGCCAGCGUCGAAAACGUCGGCAACAACCCUCUGUUGAAGUCCGCCAAGUCCACUGCGCAAUACGCCCAACUCGAGCAAAACUUGACUUUCCUUGGUCUUGUCGGCAUGCUGGAUCCCCCUCGUCCCGAAGUCGCUGCUUCUAUCCGCCAAUGCAAAGACGCCGGUAUCCGUGUCAUCGUCAUCACUGGAGACAACCGCAACACUGCUGAAAGUAUCUGCCGCCAGAUCGGCGUUUUUGGCGAGUACGAGGAUCUCAAGGGCAAGAGCUACACUGGCAGAGAAUUCGAGAACCUCAGCGAGAGCGAGGCUAUCGAGGCUGCCCGCACCGCUUCCCUGUUCUCCCGUGUCGAGCCUAGCCACAAGUUCAAGUUGGUCGACCUGCUUCAGCAGCAGGGAGAGGUUGUUGCUAUGACUGGCGAUGGUGUCAACGACGCGCCUGCCCUGAAGAAGGCUGAUAUUGGUGUUGCCAUGGGUUCCGGUACCGAUGUUUCCAAGCUCGCCGCCGACAUGGUGCUCGCUGAUGAUAACUUCGCCACUAUUGAGGCCGCCAUUGAGGAGGGCCGCUCCAUUUACAACAACACUCAACAGUUCAUUCGCUACCUCAUCUCCUCCAACAUCGGCGAGGUCGUCUCUAUCUUCUUGACUGCCGCACUGGGCAUGCCCGAGGCUCUGAUCCCCGUUCAGCUUCUCUGGGUGAACUUGGUCACUGACGGCCUUCCCGCCACUGCCUUGUCAUUCAACCCCCCUGACCACGACAUCAUGAGACGCCAGCCCAGGAAGCGUGACGAGCCCCUCAUCGGCGGCUGGCUCUUCUUCCGCUACCUUGUCAUUGGCACCUACGUCGGCGUGGCUACUGUUGCCGGUUACGCUUGGUGGUUCAUGUACAACCCUGAGGGCCCUCAGAUCAACUUCUCGCACCUCUCAAACUUCCACCGCUGCUCCAGCGACUUCCCUGAGAUCGGAUGCGAGAUGUUUGCGAACGACGCAGCCAAGUCCGCCUCUACUGUCUCGUUGUCGAUCCUCGUCGUUAUCGAGAUGUUCAACGCCAUGAAUGCUCUCUCUUCCAGCGAGUCUCUCCUGACUCUGCCUUUGUGGGCUAACAUGAAGCUGGUCUACGCCAUCACUCUGUCUAUGGCUCUUCACUUCGCCCUGCUCUACACCCCUUUCCUGCAGAGCCUCUUCUCCAUUCUGCCCCUGAACUGGAACGAAUGGAAGGCGGUGUUGUACAUCAGCGCUCCCGUCAUCCUCAUUGACGAGGGCCUCAAGGCUGUUGAGAGAUCGUUCUUCAGUCAGAAGAAGACGAUUGCGGCUUCCAAGGCCAAAAAGGAGGCUUAA